AUGGUCGGGUUUGGAAGACCCCUACAUGAAAUGUGUCUCUUUCUCUGUACUUUACAGAACUUUACACAUGGCGGGGAGUCCGAAGGAUCUCGAUGUGCACCUUACUCGGAACUAAAAAAGCGUGGAUGUGAUGAUGAAUAUGUGAUAAACCCCAAAGGAUCUGUAAGAAUUUUAAAAAACAAACCAUUAAGCGACAGUGCAGAGGAAGAGACAGUCAUCCAGCUAACUCCCCAGCGAGUACACCUGAAACUGCGUCCUGGGCAAGAGACAAAGUUCCACGUGAAGUUCAAGCGGGCAGAGGGGUAUCCGAUUGACUUGUAUUAUUUGAUGGACCUGUCAUACUCCAUGAAGGAUGAUUUGGAGAAUGUGAAGAAGUUGGGCAAUGAUAUUCAGAAGGCACUGCAGAAUGUUACAAAAUCUGUGCGCAUAGGUUUUGGUUCAUUUGUGGAUAAGACGGUGCUGCCCUACGUAAGUACAGGGAGAACCCAGCUUAAAAAUCCUUGCCCAUCUCGGACGGAGCGCUGCCAACCAGCUUUCAGCUACCGCCACGUUCUGCCCUUAACGUCAAAUCUCACCCUGUUCCAAAUGAGCGUCAGUGCAGAAAAUAUCUCUGGCAAUCUGGAUUCACCAGAGGGGGGAUUUGAUGCUAUGCUUCAGGCAGCUGUGUGCACAUCACAUUGGCUGAGGAAUGUUUCUCGGCUGCUGGUAUUUGCUUCUGAUGAUGUAUUUCAUACUGCUGGGGAUGGAAGAUUAGGAGGAAUUUACCUUCCAAGCGAUGGGCGUUGCCAUUUAAAUGACAAUGGUGAAUACUAUCAGAGCCACAUAUACGAUUAUCCAUCAGUGGGACAUCUUGCUCAGAUCCUAUCGGAAGCUAACAUUCAGCCUAUAUUUGCAGUUACCAGCAAUUAUAUCUCUAUAUACCAGCAACUGAGUGAACUCAUUCCAAAAUCUGUGGUGGGUGAAUUAAAAGAAGAUUCAAGCAAUGUGGUAAAUCUGAUUUCUGAAGCUUAUAAUAAUUUAUCAUCCACAGUGAACCUUGUUCAUGUGAAUCUUCCUAAGGGACUUCAUAUAACGUAUGACUCCCACUGCAGCAGCGCUACUUCAUACGGGCAGCUAACAGCAGAGUGUUCUGAUGUCCGAAUCAACCAAGCGAUUGAUUUUGAGAUAACUCUGACAAUGGAUAAAAAGAUGUGUCAGGAGGGGAUGCAGAGUUUCCACCUUAAGGUGUUGGGCUUCAAUGACGAAGUGAAGGUGGAUGUGGAGCCUCUUUGUAACUGUGACUGUAAAGAUGAAGAGGAUUUGUCAAACUAUUGCAGUGGAGGACAUGGAAACUAUAGUUGUGGCGUCUGCAGGUAA
This is a messenger RNA of Bombina bombina (fire-bellied toad), 1356 nucleotides long. RefSeq names its product integrin beta-7-like. The record is from RefSeq and is a predicted model, not a curated record. Gene Ontology annotation, molecular function: integrin binding. Gene Ontology annotation, cellular component: cell surface; focal adhesion; integrin complex. The transcript has 8 exons. Lineage: Eukaryota; Metazoa; Chordata; Amphibia; Anura; Bombinatoridae. The coding region runs from base 1 to 1356 and encodes 451 amino acids. Gene Ontology annotation, biological process: cell migration; cell-matrix adhesion; integrin-mediated signaling pathway.